Molecule: messenger RNA, 4857 nt
Organism: Talaromyces atroroseus
Lineage: Eukaryota; Fungi; Ascomycota; Eurotiomycetes; Eurotiales; Trichocomaceae
Exons: 3
Coding region: 1-4857 (1618 amino acids)
Molecular function (GO): protein binding
Source: RefSeq, a predicted model, not a curated record
AUGAGUAGCACGCUGUUAAAGUAUUUUCUCCAGGAUGAUGUGGACAGUUUCAAGCGUUUGCUGGCGAACAUCAGCAAUACGCCAGCUGGCCAGCGUUCGACCGGAGGAAACAUCGCAGCAAAAAUAGAAAGUCCCUCAUAUGGCUCGUCUCCCAGCACCCCGUUGCGCAACAAAAAGGCCGUCGGGACACCCCCGGGUGUGUCGCUUACCGAUCGCGGAGCAUACCUACGAGGAAAUCCUGCUUCUUGGUCCCGGACACAAGUGAAUGCGCGCGACCAGCACGGACGCACCCUCCUUCAUCUCGUCGCUUCGUCACCGAGCCCGAGCGCUAUUGAUUUUGCAAAUGCCCUAUUAGAAUUGCCGUUCGUCGAUAUAUAUGUACAGGAUACGGAGAGUGGAUGGACUGCGCUGCACAGAGCUUUAUAUUCUGGAAAUGUGGCUAUUGCGCAUGCUCUGAUGCAAAGGGAUCUCCGGGGUGCUACGGAUUUCAGCGCACCUAGCAGCACACAAUACCCAUGUGGAAGCUUGAUCAAGAUCAAGGAUCGCGAAGGCAACAGUCCUUUCGAUAUCUACGGUGCUACCAUCAUUGGCCGCGAUAUCAAGCAAGUUGUGACCCCACGCAGCGGGUCAUUCGAUCCCGAAAGCGAUCCAGAUGCCUCAUCUGCUGAAAACUCUGUUGAUGGCGAUGAUGGUGGAGAAGAGGGGGUUCUUUCACAAGCACAAUUGAAGCCCCGGGUAAAUCUACAAGCUGACGAAGUGUUCACGUUUGGUAGCAACAAGAACAUGAACCUUGGUUUAGGGGAUGAAGAUGAUCGGCAUUUUCCCGAAAGAAUUUCUCUGAGUCGUCCAGACCAUUUACUCCAGCGCUUUUUUCAAGAACGAGAAGCAGCUCGCACCCACCAAGCACAGUCAACUGCAUUGAUAGAUCAUGCGGAGCAUCAGGAUCGUCUUCCCACUUUGAUCGCAUUAAAACCAAUUUCUAUCCAAGAUGUUUACAUGUCCAAGCUGCACACGGCAGUUUUGACGAACGACCCAGAAUCGAAUCUUUUCAUGGCUGGCUUUGGACCUGGUGGUCGGCUGGGUACAGGCGAUGAAGCUACCAGAUUCGAUUUUGUCUGCAUCGAGACUGGUGGACUGGUCGGGAAAAGGGUUGUAUCACUCGCCCUUGGCCAGGAUCAUUCGAUUGCUAUUUCGGAGCAAGGUGAAAUAUUCACAUGGGGAAGUAAUAAAUAUGGUCAACUGGGUUACAAUCUGCCUAGGGCCAACAAUAAGAGAGAGACGCCGAUUCAAAGUACACCGCGGCAGGUCUUCAAUCCUUUUAAACGUGAAGUCAUACUUGGGGCUGCUGCCUCUGCAGUGCAUUCCGUUGUUUUCAGUGCUUCAGGCCUUUAUACAUUUGGGAAAAAUGAGGGACAACUUGGUUUAGUCGAUUCCGAUGCUCGCUCCCUUGUAGUUCAGGUUAUUCCUCGACGUGUUGGGGUCUCUCUAUUCAACUCUCCUAUCCGCAUGGUCUCUGCAAUUGAUAGGGCCACCGCGGUCCUUCUCGAGACUAGCGAAACCUGGGUUUUCACACAUUAUGGCUAUUCUAGGGUUGUUUUUCCUCUAGAUUUCAGUUCAUAUUUCAUAAAGGAAAGUUUUUUGGCUACCAGGUACGGCAACACCGCAAACCGCAUUAUUAAAAUUACCGCUGGUGGGAAUACUAUUUGCGCGCUGUCCACUUUUGGCGAGGUUUACAGCAUCAAAGUGAGCAGUAGACCCGAUAAUACUUCCGUUACUUCUUCAACUACCAAUCCUGCGAAGAUUCGAAAUUCUCUUUCAGCACCAGAACGAGUUUGGUCUGUUAGGAAGUCCCAUAUGGCCGCACACGACGUUGAUGUUGGUCAGGAUGGUUCUAUAAUUAUUUGCACAACUUCCGGGUCAGCGUGGAGAAAAGAAAGAAGAACUCACAAUAAAGGAGUUAGCUCAAAAGACUACAAAUUUGUUCGCAUAGCAGGUCUCUCAAGGGUGAUUGCAGUCAGAAGCAACGCAUUUGGCUCGUUCGCCGCCGUUCAAAGAGACUGCGAUGUCACUAAGAAACAAAUGACUGUCUCUCCGUCCUCCCUUUGGAAUGAUUUUACUCAACUUCUGCCAGUUAAGUCUUUGUCAGAUGCAGUUGAAAGCGAUGCGAUAGGUGAUCCCACCGCUGUCAAGCAUCAGAUAGCCAAAAUUAAGUUGGCAAUCACUUCGUCGCCUAAUAUCGAAUCCCAAAUUCAGCAUAUCCUACAAAGCAGCAAUUUGGAUCAGUUUGGGCACGUAGUUUGGUUGAAAACUUCGAUAUCUGAUGUGCGCAUCCCUGUUCACGAGUUCAUUCUAGCUGGUCGGAGUGUUGUCCUGCGAGCAGCAUUGGUCGAAUUUCGACGAACAGACCAUUUCUCGAUUCCUGACUUCAUGACGAUGGGAUUGGAUCUGAACAGCGAUCUCCAGUUACUAUUAUAUGGGUUCGAUUUCCUUUCACUGUUUAAUCUUGUCGUCUUUCUCUAUACCGAUGAAGUGCUGGACGUUUGGCGUAACGUCAAGCACGACUCUAUUAAUGCCUUCCGGUACCGCCAGAUUCGCACUGAGAUUAUGCGCAUUGCUACGCAUUUAGAUCUACGGCAAUUGGAACGAGCUGCACGAGUAAUGGUUGAGCCGUCUCGGACAUUAGAUCAUGACAUGGAGCAAGCCUUGAAUGACCCGGCAUUCCUUGAAAGUAGUAAUGUUACGAUCCGAUUGAAAGAUGCGACAGCUCGCGCUCAUAGCCAGGUUCUCUGUCAAAGAUGCCCUUUCUUCGAUGCCCUCUUCUACGGUCGUUCGGGUGGAAGAUGGCUCGAUUCUAGACGUCAGGAAGAAGUCGUUACAGUCGAUCUUCAGCAUAUGGACCCGCAUGUCUUUGAUUUUGUCCUUCGUUAUCUGUACGGGGCUACGGAAGAUGAACUUUUUGGGGAGGUGAGAUAUACUAGCCUCGAUGACUUUAUUGACUUGGUUCUCGACGUAAUGUUCGCUGCAAAUGAGCUCAUGAUCGAUCGACUAUCGCAAGUUUGCCAGAAGAUGCUCGGACAAUUUGUCAAUACUCGCAAUGUUUGUCACCUUCUUAAUGCUGUUGCGCCCUGUACAGUCACGGAAUUCAAGGAAGCUGCGUUGGAGUAUAUUUGUCUUAACCUUGAAGCAUUGCUCGAGAAUAGGUUACUCGAUGAUUUAGAAGAGGACUUGAUGGAUGAGUUGGAUGCGAUUUGUCAGGAGAAUCAGCUUACGCGGUAUCCUGUUUCUCGUGGUCGUAAUUCGGAGGAAUCUUUAUUUGAAAGAUAUCCUGAAUUGGUUACACGCUUUGAAAUUGAUAGGCAGCGGAGGAUUGACUCUAUGGGGCUAAGCUCGCGUCGUGAUCAAGACGAGCUAUACGAUGAGAAGAUACGAGCAGGUUUGGUUGACAAGGCAACCCCAUCGCCAUCCUUUCGAAAAACGAAAAAUCCCCCAUCUAGUGAGCCAAGAUCUUUCGCGGGAAGUCCGAGACUCAAGGCGCAGCAGUCUAUCAAUGAUCUCAUGUUUCAAAUGGAUGAUGAAACUGCCAUGUCGCCGAGCCCAGUUCGUAGAGGCAAGGCUCCAAUGACUAGCUCACCUGCAGAUGAGAUGGGCGAUCUGUCGCAGCCCUCAAUUCUUCCCCUUUCUUUAAGCCAGUGUGAUUCUUUGGGUGAAACGAGCUUUCUCGGCGAUAGACUCGGUUCUUUGGAAAGCGGUGCUGCUGGAAGUCUGACGGGACGGUCUAUACCCACUAUGCCAACGAUUCAACCAAGUUCUCCUACUCCAUCGAGUUUAAAGGGAGCGCCGUGGGUGUCCCCUGUUAUCUCAGGUAACAAGCGGAAUCUCAAAGAUAUAAUGGCUGAGACUUCGGAGUCACGUAUCUCAAAUCUUACCCUUGGCAUGACAGAUCGUCCAAGCAACCACUCAGGUGGCGCAUUUUCCCAAAAAAUGUCACAAAGAGAACGUAAAAAGCUUCAGCAUUUACACGCCCAGGAGAACUUGGCUGCACAACAAAGAGCUGUUGAUGCACGACAGUCACCGUGGCAAAUAUUUGGCAAAAGUCCUCCUUUGAGUACGCCUGAAGAGACUGUUGAAGAGAGUGUUACGAAUCUGUCAAGGACGGUCCCAAAGCCCUCUAUGACACUCCGACAAACGGUGGCGGGAGCCCCGUCAACGCCUCCAGAUCCACGGGCUGGUCCAUCACCAAAAGCUCAAGGCCAAAAUGUCUCCCAGCCUAUUUCAGGACCUUAUGCUAAUACAAAGUUAAUCGCAACAAGUGCCAAACCGGUGAUUCCCAAGAUAAAAACAUCCCCUAGUUUGACUCCAGUUUCAACACAACCAGCUAUUCAGUCCAUCCGUCAUACGCCUCGUCCUGAACGAUCUAUGCCCAGCCUUGUAGGUCAGGCUUCUCUAGCCUCGAUUCUUGUCCAACAGCAAGCAGAGAAGGACGAGAUCCGUGAAGCAGCAACUGCCAAGCAUAAUUUACAGGAUAUUCAGGCAGAACAAGAAUUCCAAGAAUGGUGGGAUAAAGAAAGCAAACGUGUGAUGGAAGCCGAAGCCGCCGCGGCAGCAGCCACUGCUCAGGCAACAAAGGGCGGGCACCAACGUCGCAAGAAUCGUGGGCAGCAGCCAUCACAGCGACAGACACCGCAGCAGAGACAACAGCAAGGGGGUAACCAGUCCCAGCAACCUCAACGUGGCUCAGACAAGACAUCCGAAACCUCACGCUCUCACGGAAAGAACAGUCACCGGCGGCAUCCCAGAAGCACUCAGACGCCAUCGUCCACUAACAGCCACCGUCCUGGGGCAGUCGACAAACAAUAA